AUGUCCUCAUCAGAUGAUUCAGACUUCGAAGAGAGGAUUAAAAAGCUCGAUAUAAACGAAAAGAACAAUGAUACAGAUCUGGAAAUAAAUAUUCUGCUACUUGGUGAAACUGGAGUAGGAAAAUCGACUUUCAUAAAUGCUAUAGGAAAUUAUUUUUCACAAAAAUACUUCCGUAAUGCUGAAGAUAAUGGAGUAUCAGUUGUUAUUCCCACAAUCUACGAUAUAACAGAUAAGAACAAUAAAACACAUAAAAUAAAGCUGGGAAAGAAAAUCAAAGAUGGAAACGAAUGUCUGGAAGUGGGCGAAUCAGCCACACAAGAAGUCAGGACGUAUGUUUUUCCUAUCUGGAAAGGAAGGGUCAAAGUUCGCUUGAUUGACACACCUGGAAUAGGAGACACAAGAGGCGUCGAAAAGGAUCAAGCAAAUUGUGAAAAUAUUCUUCAUUACUUGAAAACAUUGGAUAAGCUUCACGCUAUUUGUUUCUUGCUCAAACCAACUCAGGCUAGAGAAACGAUAUAUUUCAAGUACUGUAUGCACCAAUUGCUCUCCAUGUUUGACAAAACGGCAUGCAAAAAUAUAUUUUUCCUCUUUACCAGUACUAGAGGUUCGGAUUAUACUCCUGGCGAUACUCUCAGAAUUUUGGAGAAAAUUGUACAAUCAAUCAAAGAGAAAUCGGAGGAUGUAAAAAUAUCUACAGACAAAAAUGUUUAUUGCUUUGAUAAUGAAGCCUUCAAAUAUUUGGGAGCGGUCGAGAAAAAGGUGAAAUUUGAUGCCUCUAUCAAAGAAGUCAAUCUGAAUAGUUGGAAAAAGUCAGCUACAAAUGCUCACAGUCUCAUAACACAACUGCAGAGAGGAUCACCUACACCCUAUUCACCUGACAAUUUAUUAGCUAUCAACUUCAACAGACGGAUGUUAUUCUUCUUCUCAAAACUUUUGGCAGAAAUAUCUCAAAUCAUUGAGGAUAACUUGACCGUAUUGAUUCGACUUCAAGUGAAUAAGGAUGCAGAAACGACGGAAAUUGAAAAUAUGAAGAAGAGCCAGACCAAAAAAGUUGUGGAUGUUGAAAAAUCUAAAGUCUGUCAGCCUGUUACCGUUUGUUCGGAUAAAAAAUGUGCUGAUAUUUUUUGGGUGGAUGGUGUACCGAAAUGGCACUACAAAGUAAUAUGCCACGGCACUUGCUUGGAAGUAUCGAAUGUCCGGAUGGAAAUUGUUGGUUGUCCACAAUUGCUCAACUGUCAUGCCAUAAGCCAGCAAACCAGAAAAUGUGUGCAAUGCGGUUGCGACUACUCGGUUCAUAUGCAUGUCGACUACAUAACCAGGGUGACUGAAAAAAACGUUUUGGAUGAUAAAACCCGCAACAUUAUAGCGGGAAAAGAAAGCAUCUUGGAUAAUUCGAGCGAGCUCAUCGAGGAUAUCAGCAUCAAGAAUGUGGAGCUACAAAGUGAAUACGAGACUUUACAAACGUUUGCUGCUGGCCUCGCGAAUUUUCUGGAGAAAAAUGCCAUUGUGUCUUUCAAUGGGUCAUUCAAAGAAUAUAUCGUCUACUUGAUAAAUCAGAAACGCUCAUCAGGAGAUUCUUCUGCGAACAAAUCUUCCGUAGAUGAAUUGAAAAAUCUCCAAAAACAGUAUGAAGAAAUUGAGAAAAUAUUCGAGGAAGCGCAAAAAAAUCCCAAACAAAGUGUUGACAUUGACGUGCAGAAUUUUGAAGAACACAUCAAAACAUUGUUAGUCCUAAAACAUAAUUCAAAGGAAAUCAAAGAGUUCUGUGACCUAGAGAAAAAUGCGCGAGAAAAGCGGGUUUCUGUGAAAGAAUAUGUUCAUCCAGAUUAUUAUGAAGGAGAUGAGGAUGUGAGAAAGGGUGCUAGGAACAAGAACAAAUUCGACCAAAAAAGAGAUGGAAAUAAACAAGAUGGUCGGGAUAAGAAAUAUCAGGACAGACGUCAUGUCAACGAAGAAAGAGACAAAAAUGAAAGGGAUUCUAGAAACAGAAAUGACAGGCAGUCAAACAGAGAUCGAAAUGAUUAUCAACAGAGGGGAAGACCUUCAGAACAGCAACCUUCUCCUUCAAAUUAUCCGCCUCCUCUUAUGUCACUAGAAGCUCAUGGUGGUGAUCAUUAUCGAACAAAUAGAGAUCACAGGUAUCCUCCAAGAGACCAGCAGCCGUCAACAUCGGAGGCAUUCAAGGUCAACGUGAAUCUGACCCAUACUGACCAACCACGCAACCCUACACAUUACCCUCCUGCAGGCCACCACCCCUACCCCCCAUACAACCCACCAUCUUACCCCUAUCAGGGCCAAUCCCCGCAUUACCCUCAACAAGGACAACCACCGCAUUACCCCCAUCAAGGCCAACCACCGCAUUACCCCCAUCAAGGCCAACCACCGCAUUACCCCCAUCACGAUCAACCCCCGAAUUACCCCUACCAGGACCAACCUCCGUAUUACCCUCCGCGUGGUCAUGCGCCGCAUUACCACCAACCGAGUCCAUACCAAAGGCCUGCACCACAUGAUCAAAAUCAAACUGCGAGGUCUGCAAAUUAUGGGAACAGGCAGACUUGGCAAAACGACCGUAGAGACAACCAAGGCCAGAGGGGCGGACAGAAUCGCAGGGGCGGCCCAGAUAGGCGGGGUAACGGGGGCAGAAGAGAGAGGAGCGGACAAAGAGGAGCGCAGACAAGGUUAAUAAUGACGCUUAUCAAACCUUAUCUGAAAAUCUGCAAAGGUCAUAUUCUCGGAUGGCUCAUACAGUCCACUUACACACAGAUUCUACAAGCAUUAGCAAAGUCAUCAUUAAGUUCAUUGAUUGUUAUAUCCUGUUUAGGUAUCGCCAUUCCAUUUCUGGGAUAUACUGAUUUUUUCAUUACCAAACAUUAA
Phaedon cochleariae (mustard beetle) is the source of this 2874-nucleotide messenger RNA. The record is from the annotation of a GenBank genome assembly. Lineage: Eukaryota; Metazoa; Arthropoda; Insecta; Coleoptera; Chrysomelidae.